CUGGCCUCUCUGCUGUCACACACCCAUCUGUGAAUGAUGUUCUCCUCUACAGUAGGAUGACUGAAGGGGGCAGAAAAAAGGGAAGGCCGUUGACUGAACGGUAAUAGAGCACCCAGAUACCUCUCGUCACUGCACAAAUGGACAUUUGAAAGUGUUUGAAAGUGCUGGUUGUCAAACGCUCGCGAGCAUGGAAACCUCGUCAAUGUUGUCCUCACUGAAUGAUGAGUGUAAAUCAGACAAUUACAUUGAGCCUCACUACAAGGAAUGGUAUCGAGUGGCCAUCGAUGCACUGAUCGAACAUGGGUUAGAAGCAUACCAAGAAUUUCUUGCCAAGGAACGAGUAUCAGACUUUCUAGCUGAAGAAGAAAUUAAUUAUAUUUUGAAAAAUGUGCAGAAAGUUGCACAAAGUACAGCAUAUGGUACUGAUAACUCCUAUGAUGAUACCUCAUCUUCAGGGACUUACUGGCCCAUUGAGUCUGACGUGGAAGCUCCAAAUCUUGACUUAGGCUGGCCGUACGUGAUGCCCGGACUCUUAGGCGGUACCCAUAUAGACCUCCUCUUUCAUCCACCAAGAGCACACUUACUUACAAUUAAGGAAACUAUUCGGAAGAUGAUAAAAGAAGCAAGAAAGGUCAUUGCUUUAGUGAUGGAUAUAUUCACAGAUGUGGACAUUUUCAAAGAAAUAGUGGAGGCAUCAACUCGAGGGAUAUCUGUAUAUAUUCUGCUUGAUGAGUCCAACUUUAAUCAUUUCCUAAAUAUGACUGAAAAACAGGGCUGUCAAGUUCAACGACUCAGGAAUAUUCAAGUGCGGACAGUAAAAGGCCAAGAUUAUCUUUCAAAAACAGGAGCAAAAUUUCAUGGAAAAUUAGAACAGAAGUUUUUGUUAAUUGACUGCCAGAAAGUUAUGUAUGGUUCUUACAGCUACAUGUGGUCGUUUGAGAAAGCUCACCUCAGCAUGGUUCAGAUAAUCACAGGACAACUUGUUGAGUCUUUUGAUGAAGAAUUUAGAACUCUUUAUGCCAGAUCCUGUGUCCCCAGUCCAUUCGCCCAGGAAGAAUCAGCAAGGGUGAAGCAUGGCAAAUCACUCUGGGAGAAUGGCACCUACCAGCGUUCAGUUUCUUCACUAGCUUCUGUUUCCAGCCAAAGAAACCUUUUUGGCAGACAGGACAAAAUUCACAAACUAGACUCUAGUUACUUCAAAAACAGAGGGAUAUACACUCUAAAUGAACAUGACAAAUAUAGCAUAAGAAAUCAUGGCUACAAGCCUCAUUUUAUUCCAAAUUUUAAUGGUCCAAAUACAGUCCGUCAGUAUCAAUCCAGUCAAAUAAAUGAAAAUUGGAAGAGGCAUAGUUAUGCUGGAGAACAGCCAGAAACAACACCAUACCUGCUGCUUAACAGGGCUCUGAAUCGAAACAUCAAUCCUCCAGGUAAUUGGAAAAAGCCUUCGGAUAGUCUGAGUGUGGCGUCCUCAUCACGAGGCGGCUAUGCAGGUCACCGUAAUACACCUGCCCAGAGUUUUGCUGAUCGGCUUGCCCAGAGAAAAACAACAAAUCUCGCAGAAAGGAACUCAAAUGUGCGGCGGUCUUUUAACGGGACAGAUAAUCAUAUUCGAUUUUUGCAACAACGAAUGCCAACCCUUGAACAUACCACAAAGUCGUUCUUGCGUAACUGGAGAAUCGAAUCCUACUUAAAUGAUCAUUCAGAAGCUGCACCUGAUUCAAAUGGAUCGGCUCUAGGUGACCGGUUUGAGGGCUACGAAAGUUCCGAAAAUUUGAAAGCCAACGCCCUUUAUACUCAUUCUCGGCUUCGUUCCUCUUUUGUGUUUAAACCCACUUUACCUGAGCAGCAGGAAGUUAACAGUUGUACAACCGGCUCCUCAAAUUCAACUGUCGUCGGUUCCCAGGGAAGCGACACACCUAAGGAGGUCCUGGACACCCCUACGAGUGUACAGCAUGUGACAGACAAGCCCUUGCCGGAAUCAACUCCGAAGCUCCCAUUGCAGUCGGAGGCACCCAAAAUGCACACCUUGCAGGUUCCCGAAAACCACUCAGCUGUCUUACAUCAAACUACAAAUGGCCAUCCAGAGUCAAACAACUAUUUAUAUACAUCCUUGUGUGUAAAUAAGCAGACAGAAAAUCCAAAGAAUCAACAAAAUGAGAAUCUGCUCAAAAGGCGAAGUUUUCCAUUCUUUGACCACUCAAAAGCCAAUUUAGAUCACGGACACAGUAAGCAUUAUGUAUAUAGUACACUCACCAGGAGUCGAGUUAGACAACCAGAAAAACCCAAAGAGGAUUUGCUGAAAAGUUCUAAGAGCAUGCACAAUGUGACUCAGAGCGCGGAAGAGGACAGGGAGGUCAUCAAGAGAGACCCUCCGAGUGGCACUACCACCAAGUCAAUUUCCAUUGCUGCUUUGCUUGAAAUGAAUAAAGAUGAACCUAGCAAAGAACUGACUUCAAAAAAGGAAGUUAAAGGUUCGCCAAGUUUUUUGAAAAAGGGGUCUCAGAAGUUAAGGUCAUUACUUAGCCUUACCCCAGAAAAGAAAGAAAAUCUAUCCAAAAAUAAAGCACCUGCCUUUUAUAGAAUGUGUAGCAGUUCUGACACGUUAGUUUCUGAGGCUGAAGAGAAUCAAAAACCAAAGAAGUCAGAGCCAAAAAUUGAUUCAUCUCCCAGAAGAAAGCGUUCUUCCUCAUCAAACUCUCAAGGCAGUAUUCACAAGAGUAAGGAAGAUGUAACAGUUAGCCCAUCCCAGGGGAUCAGUUCUCCAUCCGAGGAAGGUAGUAAAACAAUACCUUCUUCAGGUCCAGUUGAGAACAAGUUCUUGGAAAGGGCAGGUGAUGCUUCUGCCCCUAGAUUUAACACCGAACAGAUCCAAUACCGAGAUUCAAAGGAGAUUAAUACAGUUCUUGCUCCUGAAAGAAAACCAGCUUCUUCUCCAAGACCAAAGCCCAAUGAGCUUCUAAGAUCUCACUCAACUGACAGGCGCGUUUACAGUCGUUUUGAGCCAUUUUAUAAGAUUGAAAGCUCUAUUCAGCCUGCAAGCAACCUGCCAAAUACUGGUGUGCAUCGCCCAGAAAUAAAAUCCACAACUGUGGGCAAUAGUUAUGGCAGGUCCAGCCCACUGCUUAAUUACAAUACUGGUGUAUAUCACUCAUACCAGCCAAAUGAAAACAAGUUCCGAGGAUUUAUGCAGAAGUUUGGAAACUUCAUACACAAAAAUAAGUGAAAUACUGUAACUUCAAAUAGUUUUAAAAAUACAAAUGACUGUAACUAUAAAUAUUUGUCCAAAGAACCCUGUGGAUGGUUUUUGUAACAUGCCAAUAGAUUUCUAUAGGGACAGAGUUUGGGGGUAUGAUGUAAAUGUUUACCAGUGUACUAAUGUAUACAGUAAAGUUCUGUGUGAUAAAGUUAGUUGUACUUAAUUGCAGUGUAGAUGGAAUGUCUCUAUACACAUGACUUUUAAAUGGUAGUGGUAAAAAAAAAUGUAAUUGUUUUCUUCGGACUGAAGAUCUACUUAGGUCUCAAAAUAGAAACUUUAGUGGAGAGAUGGUGUAUGGAUUUUAAGCAUUCAUUCUAAAGCCUUUCCCUUGAAAAAAGGAUCAUUAUACUCUCAAUGGCCCUUUAUAAUAUAUCUUUAUGGGUUCUCAUAUCUUCACAUUAUGAGAAAAUAGGACAAAGCCUUUUUGGGUUUUAAUUAUCUUUAAAUUCUACAGGGUAACUUGUUAUAUUUUAUUAGUGUUUUAUUAAUUUUCCUGUGGAACAUAUGCAACUGGUUGGGCAGCAGCAGUACAAUUUAAGUUAUAUAGCUCAGCACAUCUUUCAUUUUAACUGAGGUGUUUGCAGACUCUCAGCCUCAUAUAGUACAUGGUAGGAAUUUCUUUUCCUAAUUUUUUGAAACCAUCCAGGUUGUCUUUCUUUCCACUCUGGACCACGGGAGCCUAUAUUCCACUCACCAGUCAGCUGCUGAACUUUUGUAACCAUUCCUUCUUUGAAACUUAGAGCAAGCAAUAGAUAUUUGGGAAACUUGAAUUGUAAACUUCUGCCUAAAUUUUUAUCUUGGAUUAGUAUGGCAAUGCUUAGUGUUUUGCUUACAAAAAUCCAUGAUCUUUUUUACGCUGUGCCAAAUACAAUAUGACUGUGUACUGUUUUCAUAAAAGUUCUGUGAUGAAACUGAGAAUUGGUAUCUGGCCCAUUUCUUCCAUGACAGUCGAGCCUGGUUGAAAGUUCUAAAUCCUUCGAUAUCUUAAUCUGAUGAUGAUAUUUACAUCAGAAGAUACCCUUUGCCUUUCUUAGAGUAAUGAAAUUAAAGGCCCACAUCCAUUAAAGAGAUUUAACUUGACUUGACUUCAUCCACAAAGUACAGAAUUCAAGAAACAAUGGAUCAUUUGAGAAGUGUGAAGUGU
Messenger RNA from Panthera uncia (snow leopard), 4400 nucleotides. It is a transcript of the gene SACK1B, whose product is annotated as family with sequence similarity 83 member B. Gene Ontology annotation, cellular component: cytoplasm; membrane. The coding region runs from base 188 to 3223 and encodes 1011 amino acids. Gene Ontology annotation, biological process: epidermal growth factor receptor signaling pathway. The record is from RefSeq and is a predicted model, not a curated record. Lineage: Eukaryota; Metazoa; Chordata; Mammalia; Carnivora; Felidae. The transcript is spliced from 5 exons.